This is a messenger RNA of Manihot esculenta (cassava), 1848 nucleotides long. Its product is annotated as cytochrome P450 71D10. Lineage: Eukaryota; Viridiplantae; Streptophyta; Magnoliopsida; Malpighiales; Euphorbiaceae. Bases 169 to 1686 code for a protein of 505 amino acids. The transcript is spliced from 2 exons. The record is from RefSeq and is a predicted model, not a curated record. Gene Ontology annotation, molecular function: oxidoreductase activity, acting on paired donors, with incorporation or reduction of molecular oxygen; monooxygenase activity; heme binding.
AAAAAAAUGCUUUCCAAGUUUUCUGCAUUAAAUAGUGGUUGGUAGUUAGCUAUUAAUUAAGAUUCAGCCAAUUAGAUAUCAUAUUUCAGAAACUCAAACUGCAUAAAUGAAGAUGUGAAGCUUUUCAGUAAUGGAUAUUCAACCAUAAGCCUCCUUUCCACUUUGAAGAUGGAGCAGAACCAAUUCCUUGCCUUCCCAAUAUUGUUCACCUCCUUCAUCUUCUUCUUUAUGGUUCUCAAGGUACGGAGAAGGUCAAAAACCAACCUCUCCACCACAAAUCUACCCCCGGGACCAAGCAAGCUACCUAUUAUAGGGAACAUGCAUCAGCUUAUUGGCUCUCGACCUCAUUAUCGCCUAAGAGACUUGGCCAACCAAUAUGGUAGCAUCAUGCAUCUUCAGCUUGGUGAAGUUUCCAAUAUAGUGAUUUCUUCACCAGAAGCUGCAAAACAAGUGAUGAAGACUCAUGAUAUCGUGUUUGCUCAGAGGCCUUCUCUCGUAGCUGCUAGUAUUAUAUUUUAUAACUUCUCAGACAUUGUUUUUUCACCUUAUUCAGAUAACUGGAGACAGCUGCGAAAAAUUUGUAUAUUGGAAUUGCUAAGCGCAAAGCGUGUGCAAUCAUACAGAUCGAUCAGGGAAGAGGAGGUAUCAAAUUUGAUCAGUACAAUAACUACUUCUGCAGGGCAGCCCGUCAACUUUAGCAGGAAGCUUUUUUCUUUAACUUAUGGCAUCACUGCUCGUGCUACCUUCGGAAAGAAAUGCAAAGACCAAGAGGAAUUCAUUCCACUUGUUGAGCAAAUUAUAGAGGUGGUGGGAGGAUUCAAUAUAGCAGAUUUGUUCCCUUCCAUGAAAUUACUCCAUGUAAUUAGUGCGCCGAUGUCUAGACUCGUGAGGCUGCAUCGAGAAGCAGACAGGAUCAUUGAAAACGUCAUUGAUGAUCACAGAGCUAGGAAGAAAACAUCAAAGACAGACAGCAAGGUUAAAGAAGAUGACCUUGUUGAUGUCCUUUUGAGGCUUCAGGAGCAAGGAAACCUUGAAUUUCCAUUGACGGACAACAACAUUAAAGCAGUCAUCCAGGAAAUUUUCAUCGCUGGCAGUGAGACAUCAUCAACAACAGUAGAGUGGGCGAUGUCCGAAAUGCUGAGGAAUCCGAGAGUGAUGGAGAAGGCACAAGAAGAGGUCAGAAGGGUAUUUGAUAAAAAAGGAUAUGUGGAUGAAACGGAGAUCCAUGAACUGAAAUAUUUGAAGUCGGUAAUAAAAGAAACUUUGAGAUUACACCCUUCUGCUCCUUUGAUUCCAAGAGAAGGCAGAGAGAGAUGUGAGAUUAAUGGAUAUGAGAUACCAGCCAAAACCAAAGUGAUUGUUAAUGCAUGGGCAAUUAACAGGGAUCCAAAUCACUGGACUGAAGCUGAGACAUUCUAUCCAGAAAGAUUCCUUGAUAGUUCGAUUGAUUACAAGGGGAACAACUUUGAGUUUAUCCCAUUUGGUGGUGGAAGGAGGAUGUGUCCUGGAAUAUUGUUUGGGAUAGCAAACGUUGAGCUUCCACUUGCACAAUUUCUGUAUCAUUUUGACUGGAAACUUCCUAAUGGAUUGAAGGCUGAAAGUCUAGAUAUGAUGGAGUCUUUUGGGGCUACAGUUCGAAGGAAAAAUGAUCUGCAGUUGAUCCCCAUUCUAUAUAAACAAUCCUGACUACCUGCUAAUCAAGCCAAGACUGAGACAGCCAGGAGUUGGCUGUUCUCCCUGUAUAAUUGUAAAGGAUUCUCUGGGUCUUUUCAACUGACUUAAAGAGAGAUGUUGUCCCUUAAAAUGGCUGAAGGGUCAAUUGAUAUUUACUUCCAAAACCUACCGCUA